AUAAUUCAGGACAUUAUAAAGCAAUUUGUAAAGCAUGCGAUAAAAAAUUUUCACCUGAAAAACCAUCACAAAUAGAAAAACAUAUAAUUAGUAAAUGUACAAAAGUUUCUGAAACAAUAAAAGAAGUAGUAAUAUAUAUUAUUGAAUCUUGUGCCAAUUUACCAAAUAUUUUUAGAACUAAGCAUUCAAAUGAACAAUUACGUUUAGAUAAAUUUCUUGAAA
Molecule: messenger RNA, 222 nt
Organism: Racocetra fulgida
Lineage: Eukaryota; Fungi; Glomeromycota; Glomeromycetes; Diversisporales; Gigasporaceae
Source: the annotation of a GenBank genome assembly